Messenger RNA from Didymosphaeria variabile, 3192 nucleotides. RefSeq lists its product as uncharacterized. The transcript has a single exon. Lineage: Eukaryota; Fungi; Ascomycota; Dothideomycetes; Pleosporales; Didymosphaeriaceae. Gene Ontology annotation, biological process: protein secretion. The record is from RefSeq and is a predicted model, not a curated record. The coding region runs from base 1 to 3192 and encodes 1063 amino acids.
AUGGGUGCGGUAGAGGACGCCAUAGAUGGAGCCAUCCAGUUCGUUGGGCCGUUCCUGGGUAAAGGAACAAUACCCCACCAAGAACCCAGCGAUGUUCCACGCCUUCUUCAAGAGUCGCUCGGCCAUCUACAAGCAAUAAAUUCGGCCGAACAAGCUGCUUCUCCGGACGAGCCGUAUGAUGCGUCCCUCGUAGGUAUUGUUUACGGCUUGCUCGAUCUGGUCACCUUCACUGGAAUCCUACCUCAUCUCUCCCGCGGCACCGUCUUCGCUCAGCGCCCGCAAUCCGUUCUAGUGGUGUCCAUACCAAUCCACCCUAGUCCUGACCGGAGACCUCUUGCUCAAGUGAUCGAUGUCUUGAUCCCGAUCCUUGAGCAAGAUGGUACGGGCGUGCAACCGCUCCUGAGCCAGCGAAUUUUUCCAGAUGUCUUAUCCGCGCUUGCAGAACUCUCCUUUUCACCACAACCGAGUGGAAAGUUACAUGCCAAAUAUGCACCAAUAUAUAAGAGGAUACUUACUAUCACACCUGUUUCCCGCUUACUGCCCGUCUUCACUUCUCUGCUUCAACAGGAAGUCCCACUGUGGUGGAAAUCGCAGCUUACAAAAGAGCUCACCAUGAUCCCCCUUCGUCCUCAUGGAGUUCGGCAUACCAUCGAGUUUCUUGCACUGUCAUACUUGUCCAAGAACUCUCAGGUGCCGCAAGACGCUUCAGGACCACAGUCGAGGCUGCCGCUACCCCUUGAGUCCAUCACGCAAGCCGCACGAUUACUAUCCUCUGUUCCUAUCGAGAUGAGUCAGGAUGAAUGGUUCAUACGGCUCGCACCCCAAUUAAGUGCUUUGCUGGAUGGAAAAGAAGGUAAAGAGCUUAGCCGCGCAGCUGGUCAGAUCAUCGCAGGAGGCAUACUGAACAAGAAAAGCACCGGUGCACCAAAGAUGAUUGGUUGGGACCUAUUUGCCACCCCAUUACUUGAGACAAUCUCUCCGAGUGCACACAGCUCGGAAGAAAGUGCAUCACAGACCAUUGUAGGUGAACAGGAUCUGCGUCGUGCUUUGAGUCGAUUGGCUACUUUGACUUCUUCAUACUCACACCGUGGUCUCUUGAAAAGACUCGUUAGCCCGAUUAUCUUACCUCUUUGGGGACUGAUCACUUACACAUCUUCACAUCCGUCCCUUGACAAGGGAUGGUCGAUGCUUCCUCGUGCAAUCAUCCUCCGGUAUCUCGCGCUCGCAUGCGAAGUACCACGAAUCGGUCGUCUUUCGAAGAAUCUCUUCUGGCAUGGUAAACCGUACUGGACGUUCGCGCCGGGUUCCCAAGGCGGUGUCGAGAUCCGAAAGCGAAUUCAGGCCAACGAUGACGUGGGGAACAUGGGAGAUCUACUUGCACGAAUGGCCAAUGUCGACCAAUAUGUCGGCCUCCUCGUUUCGUUGUUGGUGGAAGCCAACGUUGAAGACUCCACUGCGGGUGCGAUAUUCAUACAGUCCACCAGGCAAUGGCUGUCCCCAGGAUCACAAUCAGCGACGUCGUUGACAAACGAGCCUGACCUGGAUCCGCUUUCGGCCCUAAUAAACGCAAAGUUCUCGGAAGCACUGGCGACACAGUUCAAAGAGAAAUUUGCUCGCAGUCCCCAGCAUAUCAUUGAGCUCAUGGGCCAGCUUUUGCAGAACUUUGUCGCAGAGCAUCAGACAAGAACAAGGAAUCUAAAGAACAGAGACGAGCCUAGUCGAGCAAACUUGGGCAAGCUCGUGCAGCACGCGUCCGCAACUCAAGUGGAGGGGAAUGAUGGUGGCUCCGAGGAUAUUGUAUCGUUUGCCAUCAGCAUCACAAGCACCCUCAUCUCAUCGCCUGAUUUCAAACGAACGCCAGAGAUCGCCAAAGUCAUAGAUGCGAUGCUUCCUUCCCUACAAUACCUCUCUCAGGCCAACUACGAGGUUUCAAUACCGCCCUUAAUCAGUAACGCGGCGACAAACAUACUUCAGAUCAUCCAGCCUGCCACCGUACCGACGCCUGCAAUAGACCCACAAGUUCAGCAUCGCGCAAUUUUGAAGACCGCGCUUACAGACCUCACCUCUCCUGAGCCACCCAACCGUGUCUGGGCUCUAUCAACGAUACGCAAACUGAUCCAGGACCCUGUCGCAUUCCCCAUCAUCGACGUACCUUCCAUGACACACACGCUACUCUCCGCAUCCGUAGCAGACACCGAAUCCUACGUCUACACAGCCGCCAUUCCCGUCGUCGUCGACGUCGCAGUCCGCGCCCCCAACCCCACCGUCCGCAUCAUCGUCGAUGCCUUCGUUGACAUUGACGAGCGCUCGCUGCGGCUCAGGAAAGAGCAGGAAGUUGAAGAAGCGCUCAACUUCCGGCUCCGCCUCGGCGAAACACUAAAUAACUUUGUAUUAGAAGAUGCGUUUUGGCUUUCCAGCACAGCUGUAUCAGCGAAACAUGCGAGUCUGAAAUUGAUCGUUGAAGCAACUUUAUCGCUUGCUUCACGCCGCGGCCAGCGCAAGAAGACGCUAGCGAAGCGCAACGAGCUCUUUGAAGCAGAACGCGAACAGCAGGAAGAAGGCGAGGCUGCAUGGGGCGGUCCGAUUCCGAACCUGCUCGAUCCAGAUGCAGACAACCCUGCCGAACAAGCGGAGCGCAAUGCGCUGUUCAAGAUCGUGCAGGGCUGGGAAGACACAGGUAUAGAAGAGGAUGUAAGAAUUCGCGCUUCUGCGCUUAGUGUUCUCAGCAGUGUUCUGGAGAAGAGGCUUGAGUUGCUAAGUCAGGUCACGGUGGAUGCUGCGUUGCAGAUUGUCCUGCUUAUUGUUACCAUGGAGACUGCUGAGGCGAAGGGCAUCUUGAGGCGGGCCGCGGUGCUGGCCGUUAUGGGGCUAUUGAGGGGCAUGGAUGGGUUGCUUCAAGAUGGGAAGGAGAGCGUAGCUGGUUUGGGAGCUCGUCAGACGGAGGAGGUGGAGAGAGUAUUGCGGUGGGCAAGAGACGAGGAUGUAGAUGGGCUGGUCAGAGACCAUGCGACUAAUGUGGUCGAGGGCUUGGAGACAUGGCGUAUGAAGAAGUUGUACAGAAUUCGGGAUGAAGGGCUGAGACUUGGACCUGACCUCGGUUUUGAGGGAAACCUGCAAGGGCUGAACGUACAGCCUCUGUCGGGGCAACGGGACACGGGGAGGAAGGGACCAAUUGUAGAAGAGAUUGAGUAG